GUUGAAAUGGCAAGCUACUCCAAAGCAGUCUGACUUCCUUGUAUCUCAAAUUAUGCGGCUAAUUUGGACUCAGGUAUCGUAGUACCAGUCUUUAUACUAGGUACUGUUUCAUUCACUGCGUCCAGGGCUAUUUACCACGUCCUAUAUGAAAUCAGUUCCUGGCAAUCAAAGCAUUUAUCACUUCAUCUGGGUCAUUCACACAAAAAAGAGAGAAUUGUCUAUCAGUGACUGUAAACUACGUCUUUCUACCCGUCUGGCCUGGUUUUCUUAGAGACUCUUGCCUCCCCUUGACAUGUCACAUCCGUCGUUUGUACUCCAUCUUUGUGUGUAUAGUAUGGGUUUGACCCCCCGUCUCCAUUCUCCCAUAUUUCGACACUCUUGUAUCAGGAAUCUUUCGUCUGCAUGAUCUAGGUCAUAGGCCUGCCUCCUCCAACCAUGGCUUCCACAUUUUCCGUUUUGGAGCACGUUUUCAAUCACAUCGUCUUGCCUCCAAAGCUACCGGGAAGCCAGGAUGAUGACAUUAGAGAAGUGGAAAAGAGCCUUCGAUUCCGCAUGAUCUUCGCGAUCCAGCAACUCAGGAGUCACUCCACAGAUGAUGUGACACCCACAUGGAGACGCGUCGCGGCAGCUUUAAAGUCUAGUAUUGUGAUGGACGAGAACGAGGCUGUCGACGAAAAGGUAAUUCUGGGCGAUUUUGAAAAUUUACAGCCUGGACAAACAAUCCUUCUGUACCUCAAGGAGCAGAACGCUGCUAUCCUUAUACGCCACACUCAGCAUGACACCGUAAAGUUCGAAGCAUUUGAGGCAUCGCCUCCGUCAGAGGUGGCUCUGGCCGCAAAAGGUGCCCUGGAAUGGGACUUUCCUACCGUCGCCGUGUCUCUUCCCCUCUCCAAGUUCCAGGAUCAAGAUCUGCAAGGGUCUCUGGCCAAAUUUCUUGCAAUGGCUGGUGUCGAACCUCUGGGAGAGUUUGCCGCGAAGGCACGGAAGGCCGGCGUUGAAAUCGCAGAAGAGCGCGACACCGUGGACCCUGCCCUCAUAACGGAAUUUGUGAUGACCAUUCUCGAGGUGAAUGGAUCUCCUGAUUGCCCCCCGUUACUUCGUAAACGUGUCAAGGAUGAUGUAUGCUGGGAAAAUGCGAAGAUACCAUGGCGUCGAUGUCCCCUUUGGCUAGUCUUGCGCGUAUCUGUGCAGCGCCUUCUUUACUUGGAACUGGGCGCCGAGUUGGGAAUGGUCAAUUACAAAUUCUUGAUGUGCUUCCUUUUGGCCCGCCUGCUGCUGGACUCUGCCGAAAAAUUGAACCCGCAUCUUUGCCAUCUUCUCAAAGCUAAGCUAUGCCGCCGCUUAGCCAAAUUGGAGACCUGCAAGAAAAACCUAACACCCUUCAAUCUCGAGAGAUACUGCCAUUUGUAUGGAUAUAUUGCCCCUUUCUGUCAGAAGGCAAUCGAUGCCGCUAAGCACGCUAUCGAUGCACAAUGGAGCUCCUUCCAAGAAAAGACCCAGCGAAGAAUACCGCUCCUUCCGUUUCGAGCGAAAGAGAACGACUUCCGUUUGUCCCUUCCAAAUAGCAGAUCUUAUUUCGAGAACCUCUUCGCCAAUACCCAGAAUAGAAACAAAUUGUUGCAACAUGAUACGACUCCGGGUUCGGUGAUCCUGAAGAAUUGCAUCAAUGAGGAUCUUGAAGCUUUGAUUUCGCGCCACUCUGAAAUAGCAGGCCUGGAGGUGAUCAUUGCGCUCACUGAUCAUAAGACCACAACCUCACGAAAGGAUGCAGAGGAUCUGUGCCUCAGCAUCUCAAGGCAGAUUAAAACAUACCUGCAGUCUGUUGGCGACUCAUAUGAUCGCAACACUGAACAAAUGGGCACCUUCAUGUUGAAUGUCUUUGAUCUAUGGGUUGACCUGAGCGAGUGCGCUACUGAUGCGUAUCCUCUCCUGUACGACUAUCGCCUAGUGUUCGAAUCGAAAAUGCUGGAUGUGCUCCUCCUGUCAACACCGAGGGACAUGGAGCGUCUAAAGAUCAUCCAAAAGUACCUCGACGAGCGAUACGAACUGGCUGGCCCAUCUGCAAUGACUAUCUUCACUGAUCCCAGACCAGGAUGCUUUGCAGAUCGUUAUUUUGAAACCAAUGAGGCAGAAUAUCUGCGAGAGCUUGAAGCGGACAUCGAAUCGGUGUCUAAAAAGCAGCGGGACGGCAAGGAAGCUGAGCUGGAAGCCCUCAAUAAGGAAUGGCAUGACCUAACUCAAAAAAUAAGCUCAAGUUCCUGUACCCAGCGACUGGCAGACAACGGCUCCCACGAUAUCCGUGGCUGUAGCCAUUGCUACUAUGUGAGACGUCGGAGGCGUCUAAAGAUCAAUGUCCAUGAAGACUUGCUUCCCUCUGAGAGUCCGGAUGCUAGAGCUCGACGCAGGUCUGUCGUAUUUGAGCUGGAUGCACCUAGCGCGUUCUCAGCAUAUCGUACCAUUACUUGGAUGAUAAUCAACAAAUUUUGCCUGCCAAAGGGCCGGUCUUUCAUGACUGGGCCAAAAUUAACGCCAUCUAAACCAGAAAUCAUGCUAUGUGAUUACUCUCCGCUGGCAAGAUUCAAUCGCAGAGAAAAGCCGAAAUCCUCGCUAGCAUCUACUACAAAAUCCUACUAUGAUACGCACUAUAAGACAACUCGCUUGCCGGCUCAACCUCACGAUGUGCUACUACCUAACCCGUUGAAGCUCGGGUACUAUAGCUCAGUCUGCAAGAUCUGGGCUCGCGAUCUUCCAGAACGACUAAGCCUGGCUCAUAAUUUCCACAUAGUCUUGCCAACCAGUCUCCCGUUGUCUGGCCUUUAUUCUUCCCCUGAAUUUGCAGCGGAUGGGCCUGGUCCGUCAUCUUACCGGACUAUUGCAGACAUAACGAAAUGUCCACCCGCGCGGACAGUGCACGAGUUUAUGGCACAUCAUAGUCUUUUCUCGGGCACCACUCGCAGAUGGUUGUCCAUUCUCGCUGAGCUCGGCUCAUCUAAUAUGAACUUCAGCCUUCAAGACACUAUGGAGCUCUUCCGUCACAUUGUUCUCCAGGCAGGGCCCCAGCUCAGAAAUGACAUGCUUCGGGCUGUCCAUGUCAUUUUCAAGGACCGGGAAUUUUGCGGUAGACUGAUUGAGCAGGUUGACCGGCAUGUUGAAGCCAUCUCCAAUAACUGGGGGGAGGGUUACUAUAUGGAAACCCUUUUGACACUGACAUUGCGAGUUUACUCACUUGGCCACGAGAGAAUUCUAGCCAAGGCAGACACUCUUCUUGCCAAGAUCCGAAAGAUCACACUGGCAUGGCUUGAUCUGAUACAAACGCUGCUCUGCCUGGAGUCCUACAUGCCAACAGAACUGAAGAACAUCUUCGAGGUCCUUCUUCACCAUGCAGUGGAACGACAUCCCGAGAGCCUCGAAGCUGCUAUUAGCACGGUUUGGCCGGAACCGCACGAAAGAUACCUUCUUAUGAGAGACUCCGAAGAGUUGAAAUUCUUGUUUGGCCCUGAGCGACUGCUCGCAUUCCCCUCAACCAUGCCCGGGAUGGAAGGAAAGCAAAUGGUGAUAAGAGCUGUCAGAUCUGACGCUGUCUUCGAAUACGUACCCCAACAUGUGUUUGGCCAUGGAAGCAACCUGGACCUACCUGGGUCGAUUGUUUACGACUCCAGACGAAAACCGGUUAUCUGGCGAGGAAGGGUGCGGACAAGUUACCUGGUUGACCCCCAUAGCCAGCUUUCCAAGAAAGUGGCACAGAUUUUCGACAAAUUCGAAUCCUCACUAGGGUUAACCCUGAAGCGCAUGGAUCUUGACUUUCGAGUGAACGGACGACGCUUACUGGAAUAUGCAGGUACCUUUUACGGAUUGCAAAGCAUGCUUGUGCUUCGAGACACGCAAAACCCUUUGAGGCGCAGCAUACUUAAAGGAGUCCACGUGCUCAUCCGUAAAGACAAUGAUACGCGCUACGGCAGAUACAUCAUUGAUGAUGCUCAACUACACGCAUACACGUCAUUCUCUCUGCAGUGUCUCCAAUCUGGGGGAUGUCAACCGUGGGAGCCUCUCAGGCUCCCCCAGCAGGAAGUGCUAGCGACGUUGGCUGCUUUGACCCCGCGGCGAUCAUACUAUCCAAAGGAGCUGGAAACCCAGCAAACUGUCACCUGGAAUCCACACUUGACCAUCACGAUUCAACAUGAAUCGUUCUUGUCCGUGGUCAACGGUAUCUUGAACAAAUCCCGGCGCUUGGCUGUCUUCAACCUUGACCCUACUUUAUCGAGCACCCAGCCUUCACCAAUGACCCAAAGUCAUCCUCUCCAAGAACGAGCUAAUUGGCGAAGACUCAUUUAUGAACGUCCAGGGAAGCUGAACAAAGAUCUCGCUCCUGUCCCUGAUAAACGUUACUGGGGUCGAAACGUCCGGGAAGCCACCGAACGGUCAUUGAAUGUUCGCGAGGUCGCGACCUUGUUACACGAGAAACUAGGGACGUGGCCGGUCAUAGGGGGGUAUACGAACACAUUCUCCCCGUCCUCUUUAGAGGAGUGCUUAAACAUGAAUAUUGGUGAAAACUGGGGAGCGCUGGUCAACUCAUGUCGAUAUUGUCCGCCACAAGGAGAAUCCUUUCGCAGCGAUGCUGACAUGGAGAUUAUUCGGACAUUGAUAUCUUUUUUCCUGUUAGAGGAACUUAAAUCUCUAUGGUAUCCCUGUGGCCAGUCUUUUGUCGGUGCUUUGGCAGCAGUUGUCAGACCAUGCUGUCAACCGUACAAUGAUAUCCCACUCCCAAAGAAGAAGCGAAACGAUCCAGAAGCGCUCAGAAUGGCUGAAUCACAGAGAGACGAUCACAACAAAGCGUGUGAUAAUAUAACUGAUGAUUUUGUGCAGUUCAUAAUCGAUCAAUGGCCAUGCCAAUCUCCCCACGUGGAUGAAUUCUCUGGAUCCCUCCUUGACAAAAGCCAAGCCUUAGAGGCUGUUCUUCCAGAAUGGCGUCGGAUAUACGAUAACACGGAAUUCCAACAUCACAUGGAGCUAGUAGAGAGUCCCGCCAGGCCUGAGGCGCAGUUAUAUGAGCCUGUCAAAGCUAACACAUAUUCCCUUCCGCGUUCGGGCACUGAGCUGGUUCAAAAAGAAUACAAAGUGCGGUCUUUUUCUUUCCAGUUAGAUGGGUUGUGUGCAGAUAUGAACCACCUGACGCUUGAAGCUGUUGUAGACAGCCUGGCAGAAUCGAAGUCGUCCAAGAGCAUCAUGGCGUUGAAAACGAUCAGACCAGGUCCAGUGUCUGGCGUAAGAGGGUAUGAUGACUUUGAUCGCGAAAUAGCAGACGCCCGCUAUGUGGUCAACCAGAGCCAUAAUAAACUAUGCGCCUCGUUCACGCACAACGACGACAGAUAUCAUUGGCUCCAACAAGGAAUGCUGUGGCCUUGCACUACGUCUGUCGCAGUCCUUGAGCAAUUGCGAUCUACCCACCGCCAUUAUUACGGGCCGAACAUGAAGGAGGCGCUCGUGCUGUAUGCGCAGGCUAUCGGGGACUUGCAGCGUCUUCUUCGGGUCAACGAUGCCCUGAAGAGAAAAGACAAUAGGAAGUUAGCUCAGGAACAGAAUAGCUCAAGCCACAUAAACUGGGAGCCAAUCCGGUUUCCAGACUGGCUGCUAUUGGAGAUUGACUCCAACAUACGCAUCCGCGAGGAUCAAGUCGAUGUUGCCUUGGAGAUGAUAUGCCCAUCAUCUGGUUCAAACACUGCUUUGCAGAUGAACAUGGGCCAGGGGAAAACGUCCGUCAUAAUGGCCAUGCUUGCAUGCGUUUUUGCCAAUGGGUCAAUGCUGAGCAGGUUCGUUGUUCCGCGGUCAUUGUUGACGCAGACGGUGGAGAUCCUUCAAUCUAGACUUGGGGGUCUCGUGGGAAAAGAGAUCACCCAUGUACCCUUCUCCCGGAGGACCCCGAUUUCACCUGGCCUUCUUCAGGAAUAUCGGCAGUUGCAUGAAGACAUGCUACGCAGUUCAGGCAUUGUCCUGGAUAUCCCAGAGCAUGUCCUUUCAUUCGGACUUAGCGGGCUACAAGGAGUCUCAGAUUUCAAGAUGGACCAGGCAACGGAGAUGGUGGCGACCUCGCGCUGGAUGAGUGAAGUGUGUCGGGAUGUCCUUGACGAGUGCGACUUUACCUUGGCUGUGAGGACCCAGCUUAUCUACCCAAGUGGCUCACAGCUGUCGGUCGAUGGCCAUCCUCGUCGAUGGGAAGUUAUGGAGACUAUCUUGACUUUGGUCGUUGAUCACCUCCGAGAUCUUUCUAAGGAUUUUCCACACAGCGUCGAUGUCGUCGAGCGCGCAGGAACUGGAUUCCCAAUGGCUUAUUUCUUGCGAAAAGAUGUAGAGCACGCUCUGAUAAGCAGACUAGUGGAUGAUGUCUGCAGUGGCCGGUUGCUCCUUGUGCCAAUCCAUGACUGUACCAACGAAGAGCAGCUGAUGAUUCGGGACUUCAUAUCGAAAGAAGUUGUCACGCAGUCUGUGUCUGAUCGCGUGGCAGAGCUAUUUUCAGGCACCCUGUAUGCUAGGAAGGUCGUUUAUCUUCUCCGUGGAUUGUUUGUUCACGGUAUCCUAUUACUGUGUCUGAAAAAGAGGUGGAACGUUCAAUAUGGCCUUCACCACGGACGAGACCCUAUCGCGGUUCCGUUCCGUGCGAAGGGUGUUCCUUCUGACCAGGCUGAGUGGGGUCACCCCGAUGUGGCGAUUCUAUUCACCUGUUUAGCGUUAUAUUAUGAAGGUCUCACCGAACCACAGCUUGGACAGAGCUUACAGUGGAUCUUGAAAUCCGACGAUCCUGCGACUGAAUAUGAUCGGUGGACGCAAGCGUCCACGACAUUGCCUGAGGCUUUGCGACAUUGGAAUAUCAUCAACGUGGAUGAUAGCGCUCAAGUCACGGAGAUAUGGCGCCAUCUGCGGUUUACUGUCGUCGUGAUUAAUCAUUUCCUGAACAACUUUGUCUUCCCGGUUCAUGCCAAGCAGUUCAAUAUCAAAUUACAGACAUCUGGAUGGGACAUCCCCCUCAUAUCAUUCGACGAAGAAGAACAGCCCCAGGGCCCUCGGCCAAAUAGACCUGGUCUCACUACUGGUUUCAGCGGGACGAACGAUAAUCGGAGACUGCUUCCGCUCACCAUUGAGCAGCAGGACCUACCGGGUCUCUCACACACCAACGCGGAGGUCCUAACGUAUCUGUUACAAGAGCGAAACCGUCGCUACAUGCUUGCAGUAAAUGGGAAUGGGAAGAGGAUGACUGAAUCAGACUUGAUUGGUCUCCUGGCACGGUCCAACAUCCGGAUUCUCAUCGACGCAGGAGCCUUCGUGCUUGAAAUGGAUAACAGCCAAUUCGUUGAGACUUGGCUGAAGCAUGACAACGAGGCACAGGCUGCGGUGUUCUUUGGCGAGCACGAAAAGCCUUGGGUUUUGUACCGGAAUAGGAGGACUCCUAUUCCCCUACUGGCGACGCCGUUUGCCGAGAAUUUGGAGGGCUGUUUGGUUUACCUGGACGAAGCCCAUACACGAGGGACGGACUUAAAAUUGCCGGUUUGUGCCAAGGGAGCGUUGACGCUGGGUUUGAACCAGACGAAGGACCACACGGUUCAAGCGGCUAUGCGGCUUCGUCAAUUGGGUACGACACAGUCGGUUGUCUUUCUUGCGCCCCCUGAAGUUCACCAGAGCAUAUUGGAUACUUGCGACAAAGAGCCCAAUGACCAGAUUGAUUCUUCGCACGUCAUUACUUGGCUUCUUGAUCAGACUUGCCGCAACCUGGAAGAGUUGCAGCCUCUGUACUUUGCACAGGGUAUCAACUUCUGUCGCCGAAUGCAGGCGUCUCGGACUAACAGUAGAUUCUUAACGGACUCUCAUCAUAGAAAGAAUUAUCUGGAUAUCCUACAGCUACCGGAACAGCAGACCCUCGAAGAACUAUACCAGCCCAAAAUAGUUAGGGAGAGAGAGACCGAGUCCCCGAUACCUACCGAUGGAUCAGUACAUUGGAAGAUCAAGGGGUUUCUACAGAAACUGGCAGAAGGACAGAGGCAUGCAGAUUCUAUCUUCCGCAUAUCAACGUCUAUGCUGGAAGAAGUCGAGCAAGAACGAGAAGUGGCGUUCGAAGUCGAGGAAGAGAGACAAGUACAGCGCCCUCCCUCGUUCAUACCUCUCAGUUUCCCAGGCCUCGAUCAAAACAUCCUAGACUUCGUCAAUACAGGAUGUUUGCAGGGUCAGCGUGGAUACGUCAUGGCUUCCAAAUUCCUAGAAUCGACAGAGCUGGGGAUGAAAUACAAAAUCAGAGGCUCGGCCUUUCUCGCCCACUUGUUCGUUUCCUGGGAGUUCACCAGAACCGUCAAAAAGCACCGCACCAAAAAAAUGGAUAACAUGAUACGUCCCGUGAACUGGAUUCUCUGGAGCCCGCGCACAAGCACCGCUCUCGUUAUCAUCCCCGAAGAAGCUGAAGCCGUUAUCCCAAUCCUCCGCGAAGCGAACAACGACACCAACACCGACCCCAUCGUCCACCUCAUCCUCUACGCCGCGCCGGUAACAAAGCGAAUGCUUAACUUCAGUCACCUAAAGUACUUCGCUCUGCCAAGCCUCCCUCCAAGAUGGGAACCGCCUGCAUGGCUCCCGAUCGAGAUCGGCCUCCUCGCCGGCCGUCUCUAUUUCCACUACGCAGACUACCAACCCAUCAUGAACCACCUAAGUGUUAACAUAUUCAAACUGGCCCGGAUAGCCAGAACCCCAGAAGAAGCUGGGAGCAUACACCUGCACUCCCUUCUAGCUAGAAAGACCCUCGCCUUCCUGCACGAAUGGCUGUCCGUCCGCCGCUCCGGCCAGGACAUAUCUCAGACCCCGAUGGGAUACAUCUGCCAGGGAUGGCCACUCCGCGAAGACCACCCGUUCUUCCGCUCCCCGAGACUUAUCUCGAAUGAGGUGGGCACUUCAUCGUCCUCUUCAUCAUCUUCUCCCUCUGUUUUGCAACGCCGUGGGCGCCACCAUUAUGCCCCUGGGAAUCAUGCCGGUGAUGAUGAUGAUGACGACGGGGAAUAUGACAGUGCGAACGACGACGACGAAGACGACGACGCAACGAUGAUAACGAGUGACGAGGAGGAUAUGGGGAAAGAAAACCGUCCUAUUGUUAAUGAUUCAGAUUCAGAAAGUGUGAUGUUUGUAAGCCAGAAGAGUCUGUCUUGA
This is a messenger RNA of Aspergillus candidus, 9177 nucleotides long. RefSeq lists its product as uncharacterized. NCBI's taxonomy places the organism in Eukaryota, Fungi, Ascomycota, Eurotiomycetes, Eurotiales, Aspergillaceae. The coding region runs from base 436 to 9177 and encodes 2913 amino acids. The transcript has 26 exons. The record is from RefSeq and is a predicted model, not a curated record.